Messenger RNA from Lytechinus pictus (painted urchin), 2754 nucleotides. RefSeq lists its product as uncharacterized. The transcript has 11 exons. Lineage: Eukaryota; Metazoa; Echinodermata; Echinoidea; Temnopleuroida; Toxopneustidae. The record is from RefSeq and is a predicted model, not a curated record. Gene Ontology annotation, cellular component: membrane. Bases 13 to 2655 code for a protein of 880 amino acids.
CUUCCCGAAAGAAUGUCAUUCCCUCUUACUGAGGAACCAGUGGUAAAUACUCCAUUGUCAUCGGACGUUCGGCUGACAGAUGGAAAUGACUUUUGGAUGGGAAAGCUUGAAAUUAGAGGGAAUGAAACAUGGAAACCUGUUUGUAUUAACUCGUGGAGUAAACGAGAUUCUAAGACUGCCUGUCUUUCAAUGGGUUUCUCCGAUGUUAUACAAUAUGAUUCGAUAGAAUCAAAACGUAUUAUCUUGGAUGAUGUCUCAUGUACUGGUAACGAGGAUAAUAUCUUAGAUUGUGCACAUCGGCCAUUGUUUAAACAUAACUGUCGUCAUUACGAAGAUGCGGGUGUAACGUGCGAUCAUGGCUCAGAUUUACCUGAACCACCCAUUCCUCUGAGCUCAGCAAUACGACUUCAAGAUGGCAAGGUAUUCUGGGAAGGACGUGUGGAGAUAUUUUACGAUGGCUCAUGGAAUACUAUCUGUGAUGAUUACUGGGACUAUCCACAAGCUAAGGUUGUAUGUAGGAUGCUUGGUUAUAACGAUUCAUCGACUGCUAUCCCUCAUCUUCAAAACGAAUUCCCGGAUGUCAUGACCACCAUUCAGAGGGACGACCUACAAUGUGGGGUUAUGACUGAAACCUUGAUAGAAGAUUGCAUCUUUCUACCAGCAACCACUUCGUGUUACGAACAAGUAACAAUCCAAUGCAAACCAUAUUCUAAAGAAGAGGAUGUUCGAUUGGUUGAGGUCUUCCAUCCUUGGCAAAGAACAGUUGAGGGUCGAUGGAAUGGUACUUGGUAUCCAAUCUGUGACGAUGGAUGGGAUAUAUUGGCAGGAGAGGUGGUCUGUCGAGUGCUUGGAUUCGAGGCAGUUGAUCAUGUAUUCAUUGGUCUACCGAGCAGUAAUACCCGUACCUAUCUUCUUGAUGACAUUACAUGUGAUGGAUCCGAGACAGGUAUCAUGGAUUGUGGUCAUGGACAACUACUGGAACAUGAUUGUUCACAAGAAGAACAUGCUGGUUUGUUGUGUUUACCAGAUGUACGUCUAAUUGGAGAGGAGUACUCAUCGAGUGGUAUCGUAGAAGUAUACUAUAAUAACUCUUGGGAAACCUUAUGCAUGUCAUCCGAUGAUAAAGACUUGGCUCACACCAUAUGCCAUACUCUUGGGUACAACUCAUUCACCUUAACAGAGAUAGACCUUGAUAAAAAGGUUCAUGAUUUCUCAUUACUACGGUUCACCUGUGACAAGUUCAACUCGAUCACAGAUUGCUAUCGAUACCAAGUCUUAGAUUCUGAGGAAGCAAGAACAUGUUCUGAUGCUGAGCGAGUAGUUGGGGUGAACUGUAAACCAGUGGAUCCUUGCGAGGAAAGGCAAUGUCCCGAUAGCAGUAUCUGCGUGGAAACUGGUGCUGACACGACAUGGCAAUGUUUAAUAGAGUGUGUUUUUGUACCACUAGCUCAUUGUCUUUAUGAGGAUAUCGAAGAUGAGUGUGCAUGGGAUGGAGUAAUACCUACUUCUACGACGCCAGAAUACAGCUACUACUACUCAUUUUCAUCCUCCUGGUCCUCCUCUUCCUCUUCCUCUUCCUCCUCCUCCUCCAGCGCAUCAUCAUUCCCUUCGUCAACUUCAUCAACAGCGACACAGAAUGAACCAUCAAGCAAUUAUGAAAGUGAAUUAAAUUCAUUAACUUCAGUGUCUACAAGCCAAUCGCCUGCAACCAAUUUCUUCUCUGACUACCGUCAUUCAAGAUUGUCUGGUUCAUUUUCAUUCAAUAGUACUACCGUCGCCAUUCAAAGGUGCCUCUACAACAUCUUCUUACCAAAGGCAACGGAGUUUGUAGUUAUUCUCAAUUCCAGCCGUUACGACCCAGAACUAGUCCAGGUCAAGGUAUAUAAAGGUUAUGAUUAUAGCCAAAGAAGUACUGUGUAUAUUAGUAGUGCUCAUCAAAAUCCGCCCUAUUAUCUUCGGGUCGACUAUUUCAGUGUCUGGAUAGAGGUUCAAACAAUGGUCGAAAACUCAACUAUGGAUAUUGAUUACAUCGCAGAAUGUACAGAAAAUAGUCCCGAUAUGUUAGAUGACUGUCUAUUUCCACUUGGAAUGGAAGCAACCUGGAUCGCAAAUGAUCAGAUCACAGCUACUAGCUCAAUUGACAAGAACCAUGCAGCUCAUCAGGCUAGAUUAUAUGGAUCAUCUUCAUGGAGACCAGACCUUUCUGACACAGAUCCUUUCAUUGAGAUCACAUUACAAGAGGAUUAUGUAAUAAAAGGUCUGAUCGUACAAGGUGGAGGUGGUGAUGAUCGAUACUGGGUAAAAGAAUUCUCUCUGGAGUACGGAGUGCAAGAGCAAUUCGUUUAUCUUCUUGAUCCACACAAACUAAAUGACAACGGAACGAAUAUUGCCAUUUUCGAAGGUAAUUCUGAGUACUAUUGUGUCAAGUACAUUCUGCUUCCACCCGGGCUAAUUACUGACCGUCUUCGUCUAAGACCUAUCCAAGAAAGACCAAUUGCUCUCAGGAUGGAGCUGCUUGGCUGUCUACCAAAAGUUUGUAAUACCUCUGACACAGGCCACGAAGCGAGUCCCAUAUUCCUUACCCAUCCACUGCAGCAAGGUGAUAUAUCAUUUGAUGAUAAUGGAACUUCACAAUAUUGGUCGGUAAGAACAUGAUCUAUUUUCCCCCAAAUAGAUGUAUAAUUCUCUCCUAAUCAGGUGAGAAUUUACUGUUAUCAGAUAGUUUCUAUGGUUCCUGUUGGUUGAUAUCUGGAG